Messenger RNA from Microtus ochrogaster (prairie vole), 2736 nucleotides. It is a transcript of the gene Nkiras1, whose product is annotated as NFKB inhibitor interacting Ras like 1. Gene Ontology annotation, biological process: Ral protein signal transduction; negative regulation of canonical NF-kappaB signal transduction. Gene Ontology annotation, molecular function: GTPase activating protein binding; GTPase activity; GTP binding. The record is from RefSeq and is a predicted model, not a curated record. NCBI's taxonomy places the organism in Eukaryota, Metazoa, Chordata, Mammalia, Rodentia, Cricetidae.
AUCCCGGAGCAGAGUGACAGCAGGACAACCACCGGGUGGGCGUAGGUGCAAGUGGCUGCACGCGUGGGCCUCGCGCGUGUCCGUGAAGCCCGCCGGGGACCUGCGGGACCAGGCCGCCUCCUCCUGCCCUUCCUGGGGUGUAUGGGAGUCUGAGGUGCUAAGUGCUGUUGCAAGAGAAGAUGGGAAAGGGCUGCAAGGUUGUCGUUUGUGGGUUGUUGUCUGUUGGGAAAACUGCCAUUCUGGAGCAACUCCUUUAUGGGAAUCAUACUAUCGGCAUGGAGGACUGCGAGACGAUGGAAGACGUGUAUAUGGCCUCGGUGGAGACAGACCGCGGGGUGAAGGAGCAGCUCCACUUAUACGACACGCGAGGCCUGCAGGAAGGCGUGGAACUGCCAAAGCAUUACUUCUCUUUCGCUGACGGCUUUGUUCUUGUGUACAGUGUGAAUAACCUGGAGUCCUUUCAAAGGGUGGAGCUUCUGAAGAAGGAAAUCGAUAAAUUCAAAGACAAGAAAGAGGUGGCAAUUGUCGUGCUGGGAAACAAAAUCGACCUCUCCGAGCAGAGACAAGUAGACGCUGAAGUGGCACAGCGGUGGGCGAAAAGCGAGAAGGUGAAGCUGUGGGAGGUGACAGUGACAGACCGGAGGACGCUGAUCGAACCCUUCACUUUACUAGCCAGCAAGCUCUCCCAGCCCCAGAGCAAAUCCAGCUUCCCUUUGCCAGGCAGGAAGAACAAAGGGAACUCCAAUUCUGAAAACUGAGUCAGAUCUUGAAAUGUCUGUAGCAUGGCACAGUUAUGAUGUAACAUGGCCCUUUACAAAACCACCUCCGGGCCUAAGUGGUAAUUCAAUGCACUUUACACUAUAAUUAACUUAUUGGGCUUAUUUAUUACUGUUAGACAUAUUUUAUCUUUGUUAUUUAUGUUGUACUUGUCAUUAAUAGUAAAAUAAAAUAUGGAAUGUAUGCGAUGUUCCAUGGGAACCUUCCAGCCUGUCAGGAACUGUCAUACUCCUUGUAAUUUCAUGCAGAUUCCUCACUGUGAACAUAAUUUCAAAAAGGCUUAUUCCUGUAUGUCUAGGAUGUGUGUGUGCAGCCAACUUUCUCUUUCCAUCUAUGCCUAAGUUCCAGAGGCUGAACUCAAGCUGCUGGACUUGCAUGGCAAGCACCCUUUCAGUAGCGAAGGUUGAAUAGGACUGGAAAGAUUGGUCAGUAGUUAAGACCCAGGUUCAACUGCUAGUACCUACACGGUGGCUCGCAACCACCAGUAACUGAUUCCACGGGAUCCAGUGUCCUCUUUUGGCUUCUUCAGGUACCACAUGCACAGAGAGGAAAUGAACACAGCCGGGUCAGGGUUGUUCUUAAUAUUGUUUAUUAGCACAGUAACAAAUGCAGACGUAAGAAGUCUAAAACACAUAACCAGUCCACUGAGCAGUUCCUAUUUCACGCCUACAGUUAACAGCUUAAGGUAUUUCACUACAGGGUUCCACAAAUCCUGAUUCAACCUUUAAAGUAACUUGCAUAUGAAAUAAAAAACAUUAACUACUCAUUUCCUACAUGGUGUCUCAUAGCCAGGUGUCCAUUUUACAUAUACGAGGUAACAAUCUCUACAAACUGUUAAAUACCAUUGUUUUCCUCUAAGAAGGAAAAACAAAUUCCAACUUUUUAAAAGAAGAAAAUAGGACUUUGCAUCAAUGGCCAAGUGUGUAACCUAUACAAAUGUAAGCUGAUUUUGAAAUUACAGUAGACUACACUCAAUGAAUCCCAAGUGUCUACACGCGCAUUCUUUCCUGUUGUACUAAAAGUAAACUAAUCUCGCAAAACUGACAGCUCUAAAAGUCACUAUUACCAAUUUGUCUACUGUAGCAAGAUACCUUAAGUUACAACAAAAUCUUAGGAAGUAAGACUGAAUAAUAUCUGUUAUAGAAAUACCCUACUCUUUACCAAUUCCCACCCUCCCCCACCCUUUCAAAAUCAUAAGCAGCUCUCUUCUGUGACAGACAGGUAAUGUAAGAACUGAAAACCCAGUUUAUGUAGCGUAUCUCUUGGUCCACUGUCUGGCCAUUCUGUCGUGUUCUGCUCUGUUGGUCAUGUACUGAGUGGCAAUACUUCCCACCAAAGGGUCAGCUGAAAGAAAAAGAUGUAGACACUUUAGAUAGAAACAUACAGCAAACAGUUAUGACCAUGCCCUAUGCCUGAAACACUCACCAGGGGGUUUUCUUCUAAUUGUUAAAAACCAAAUUUAAAAAGAUUUGUUUUAUGUGUAUGGAUACUCUGCCUGCAUGCUGUAGAUGUGGGCUGCCAUGCAGUGGCUGGGAAUUGAACCUGGGCUCUCUGCAAGAAUAACUGCUCUUAACAGAUGGGCCAUUUUUCCAGCCCCAUCUUCUAAUCUUAAUAUAAAGUAAAACAAGGGAGGAUGGGAGGAGUCUUGCUAAAAAAUGGAGUGGCCUGGCUGUAUUUUCUUAUUCUUUUCUCUCCCAACAAGUAACACUUCUGUUCUUCAUGUGUAUGACCAAACUUACAAGUCUGGACAUCCAGAGCUCCAGGACCAGCUCUGCUCACUGAUUAGAGCACUGUGGAUGCUGUGAAGUCUUUGUGCCCAGUGCAAUUGACACUAUCUACUGUACUCUGUAUAUAUUGUACUCUGUAUCCUGGAGAAGGCCAAAGCCCAGACCUCCAAAUAGAUGUUCUUCUCUGAAAAUGGAAUGCCUAAUAAAUUUGUAUGUGAAAGCAGAAAAAUAA